This is a messenger RNA of Pectinophora gossypiella (pink bollworm), 1817 nucleotides long. Its product is annotated as putative fatty acyl-CoA reductase CG5065. Gene Ontology annotation, molecular function: alcohol-forming very long-chain fatty acyl-CoA reductase (NADP+) activity. Gene Ontology annotation, biological process: long-chain fatty-acyl-CoA metabolic process. The record is from RefSeq and is a predicted model, not a curated record. Gene Ontology annotation, cellular component: peroxisome. Bases 155 to 1645 code for a protein of 496 amino acids. NCBI's taxonomy places the organism in Eukaryota, Metazoa, Arthropoda, Insecta, Lepidoptera, Gelechiidae. The transcript has 13 exons.
UACAGCAUUCAUUAUAGUAUUAUAGUCGAUCGCGAACGGACAUCUGAUCGUGUUGUGUGCAAAAAAAAAAUACUUUUUCUUUAAGUCUUAUAGUUAUUUUUUUUCUGUGAGUGACUUUCUUUGUGAUUGUAAAAAGUGCGAUAUUGGAAGAAAAAUGGAGAAACCGUCCGUGGCAGACUUCUAUGCCGACAAGUCGGUGUUCAUCACUGGAGCGACUGGAUUUAUGGGGAAGGUGCUGGUGGAGAAGCUGCUGAGAUGCUGUCCGCAGUUGAAGAGUAUCUACGUGCUCAUGAGAGCUAAGAAAGGCCAGGGGACCAGGGAACGGCUAGAGGACUUCGUCAGCUCUAAGGUCUUCGAGAACCUUCAAAACGAAUCUCCGAAAGUCUUCAACAAACUGAAGGUUGUACCUGGAGAUAUCCUGGUGGAGGAGCUAGGAGUGUCUGCUGCAGACCGAGAGGAACUGCAGAGGGAGUGCCAGAUCGUCUUCCACUGCGCUGCUUGUGUCAGGUUCGACAUGCCCCUCCGAGAUGCUGUCAGCAUGAACACAGUGGGUACACAGCGAGUAUUGGCUCUUGUUGAGGGUAUGAAGAACUUGGAGGUAUUCCUUCACGUGUCAACGUCGUACUGUCGCUGUGAGCUGGACUUAUUGGAAGAAAAGUUGUACCCAGCCAAACAUCGACCCCAGGACAUCAUGGAAUGCUGCCGGUGGAUGGAUGAUGACCUGAUCAAUCAUAUGGAGCUGAAGUUGAUGGAGCCCCAGCCCAAUACGUAUGCGUACACCAAGUCCCUGACUGAAGACCUGGUGUCCCAGCAUGCUGGCAAGUUCCCCAUUGUGAUUGCUAGACCUUCUAUCGUGACAGCGGCUUACAAGGAGCCUCUCCCUGGCUGGGUGGACAACAUCAACGGACCGACUGGCAUCAUGGUGGGAGCUGGCAAAGGUGUGAUUCGUACGAUGAUGUGUAAUGAAAAGAUUCUAGCUGACGUCAUCCCUGUCGACAUGGCCGUCAAUGGGUGCAUCGUGCUGGCGUAUGUCACUGCUUUAGACAAACCUAAAGAAGUUCGCGUGUGCAACAUUACGCAAUCUGGUUUGAACCCACUGACUUGGGGCGAUGCUCUUGAUAUGGGUCGCCUCCACGUGCAAGAAUUCCCUUCUUCCGUCUGCAUGUGGUACCCUGGCGGCUCGCCGAAGACCUCCUGGCUGCAUCACCAGCUCGCCUUACUCUUCACCCACCUGCUGCCCGCUUACUUCAUCGACUUACUGCUUUUCUUAUUGGGGCAGAAGACUUUCAUGGUCAAAGUCCAGAAGCGAGUGACAUACGGACUCAACGUGCUCCAAUACUACACCAUGAAGCCAUGGCACUUCAAGAAUGACCUCUACGUCUCCUUGAGAAAACGGCUCUCUAAGGAAGAUGACGAAACUUUCUUUACUGAUAUUGAAGUGAUCAACUGGAGUGACUACAUCAGGAACUACAUGAAAGGCUGCCGGGAGUACUGUCUAAAGGAGGACCCUUCGACGCUGCCACAGGCUAGGAGGCUGAACAGACAACUGUACUAUCUGGACAUCUUCGCCAAAGCCGUCAUUUGCCUUCUCUGUUUAUAUUUCCUAUACCACUACACUGUAAUAUUUCUAUCUCUACUCAAUUAACUAGGUAAAUAUAUAAACUAGGUUAGAAUAAUUGUAAUCAAUUCUUAAAUAAAUAAUUAAAAAUAUUUUAAGUAAAAAUUACAUGUCUUUAAACAAAGGGGUUAGAAAGGUCACAUCGAAGCAAUUCAUCUAAGAAAACAAUAUUGCUAUUUGACAUUUGUGACACUUACUU